Molecule: messenger RNA, 2473 nt
Organism: Salvia miltiorrhiza (redroot sage)
Lineage: Eukaryota; Viridiplantae; Streptophyta; Magnoliopsida; Lamiales; Lamiaceae
Product: cysteine-rich receptor-like protein kinase 44
Exons: 6
Coding region: 130-2262 (710 amino acids)
Biological process (GO): protein phosphorylation
Molecular function (GO): ATP binding; protein kinase activity
Source: RefSeq, a predicted model, not a curated record
AUAGAAACUAGAAAGCCAUCCGGAAAGAAUUAUAGCAGGCUCAGCUCAGCAGGGAGGGUGAAUAUAUACUUGAAAAGAAGGGGGAGGAUUGAAGCAAACAGAUUUUGGGUUGUCUGCUGCUUUCCCGUAAUGUCUUUAUGGGGUAACAGCAAAGUCUGGAUGAUUCUAUUGAUCCUCCUCAUAUACUUUUCAUCCUGGGCCACCGCCCAGAAUCCCUACCAAUGUACCAGCAAUGGGAAUUACACAAUCAACAGCACAUACAGCGCCAAUCUCAACGCCUUACUCCGCUCUCUUUCCGUCAACAUGAGCGACUACGGCUUCCGCAGCGCGUCGGUGGGGCAGAGCACAAACACAGUCAAUGGUCUCGCCCUGUGCAGAGCCGACCAAACCCUCCAGCUGUGUCGCGAUUGUGUAGAGUCCGCCACGCGCGAGGUGCUUCGGUCGUGCCCCAACGAGAGACAAGCUGCUAUAUGGUACGAAUUCUGCACCUUGCGCUACUCUGACGACCCCAUAUACAGAACGCAGACUGCUGAUCCCACGUUUAUCCUGAGAAAUACACAAAAUGUUACAAAUGGAACUCGGUUAAGGGAGGAGAGGGCGACGCUGGUGACCGAUCUCAUUAACCAGGCAGCUAACGGCAGCUCCCAGCUCAAGGUUGGUGUAGGGAGAAGAAGUGUCUCAGAUCCCGAGUAUUCGGCAAUUUAUGCGCUGGUGCAGUGUACUCCUGAUUUCUCGUCAGAAGAUUGCCGGAGGUGCUUGAGCGAGGCUUCCCGAGGUUACCAAACAUAUACUGCGCAGGGGUUCAGAGUGCUAAACCCGAGCUGCAAUAUUCGCUAUGAACUUUCAACAUUCUACAAUGAAACUCGCCUCAGGGAAUUAAGGCUACCAAUUGUUGGUUCAUCACCUCCGCCCACCUCGCCGCCAGGAACCAAUGGCAAUAAUACAACACCAGGAAAAAAAGAUGAUAGCUCUACAAAACUUAUCAUCGGCAUUACUGUCCCAAUUGGAGUGACUCUAAUAUUUAUUGCUUGUGCCAUCAUCUUCAUUAGAAGAAGAAUGAAGCGGAGUAAGGCAUAUGAAGUUGCCGAGACUGACGAUAUUAGUAAUGUUGAAUCCCUGCAAUAUGAUUUUAGCAGCAUUAGAGCUGCAACUAAUGAUUUUGAUGAUGCUAACAAGCUGGGGCAAGGUGGAUUCGGCGCUGUUUAUAAGGGGAAACUUCAAACCGGCGAAGAAGUAGCAGUUAAAAGGUUGUCCAAGGAUUCAGGGCAAGGAAAUAUGGAAUUCAAGAAUGAGGUUUUGUUGGUUGCUAAACUUCAACAUAGGAAUCUGGUCAGGCUCUUAGGUUUCUCCAUGGAAGGAACUGAAAGGGCACUAAUAUAUGAAUUCGUUCAGAAUGCAAGCCUUGACCAGUUCAUAUUUGAUCCAGUCAAACGUUCACAGUUGGAUUGGGAUAGACGCUACAAAAUCAUUGGGGGUAUUGCAAAGGGAAUUUUGUAUUUGCACGAAGACUCUCGACUCAAAAUCAUUCAUCGUGAUCUGAAAGCCAGUAAUGUACUGUUAGAUGGAGAUAUGAAUCCCAAAAUUGCAGAUUUUGGCAUGGCAAGAUUAUUUAAACAAGAUGAAACUCAAGGAAAUACAAGCAAGAUCGUUGGAACUUAUGGAUAUAUGUCACCUGAAUACGCUAUGCACGGGCAGUACUCCAUUAAGUCAGAUGUGUUUAGUUUCGGGGUGUUGGUUCUGGAAAUCGUGAGUGGUCAGAGAAAUGUUUGUAUCCAAAAUGGGGACAGUACAGAGGACCUCUUGACUCUUGUAAGUACCAUCAUAUCUGCCAAUGUUAAUAUUAAAGCCAAAUUAUGCAGUAGAAUGAUUGUAUUGCAACUAAUGGCCACACAUUCGCAGACAUGGAAGAACUGGCGAGAAGGGACAGCUGCAAAUAUGAUAGAUCCCAUGCUGAUGAAUGGUGCGGGUUCUGUACGCGACAUGUUGAGAUGCAUGCACGUGGGACUGUUGUGUGUUCAAGAAAAUGCUGCAAACAGACCAUCAAUGGCUUCGGUUGCUCUAAUGCUCAGUAGCUCAACAAUGACUCUGCCUGUACCUGCUGAACCUGCAUUUUAUAUGGCUAGUCGCUAUGGUCCAAUGGAUUCAAUUUUUCAAAAUUCGAAAGAGUCCAACUCCAGCGAAGGCUUUAAGUUUCGAACAGGUGUAUCUGAAGGCUCAUCAUCUGUAAACGAUGUUUCAGUAACCGAGUUAUAUCCUCGUUGAUUUUGUCAUCCUGGCCGGAGGUUUGUGCUUUGCUUAGCACACAUAUUAUGCAUAUCCGUGUGUAUGUGAGUUACAGCUUCUGAAAUAGUAAAGCUGCGUAGGUAAUGCUGUAAACAGUAAAUGAAGAAGAAAAUGAACUGAUUUAAAUUCCGAACUACGAGAUGUAAUGGGAUUUUAUUAUAAAGGAUUAAGUCCGCAGAUAUAUUUGCCA